Molecule: messenger RNA, 903 nt
Organism: Enterobius vermicularis (human pinworm)
Lineage: Eukaryota; Metazoa; Nematoda; Chromadorea; Rhabditida; Oxyuridae
Source: the annotation of a GenBank genome assembly
AUGCUUGUUAGGAAAUCCGCUGAUUGUUUUACAUAUGCAGACGAAACUACAGGAAUACUUCAUGAUGACUUAGAACCAUUAAAGGACGCUUCAACAAGCUUUAUUGAUCAUAACAGUGAUGGUUACACGUCGACAGAUCCGGAACUAACUGUGCGUUCCAGUGAUUUUCCAUCGUCGGUUGCUGUACAAAUGGAUGAUAACGGUACAUCAGCAAUGAUGUCAGCCAGUGCUGUUCAUUCGCCAAAAUCGUUGCAUCGUUGUCGUGUUGCAUUUUCGCCUUCACCGCAACCAAAUAUGGCAAAACAUAUCAUUAAGCGGCAAUUAAGAAAGUUUGCUAGCGAAGCAAACUUUGCUGUUGUCCAUGAAAACACCAACGAUUCGUUGGAAUCAGAAACUGUUCCACUGAAAGGGCACCAACGAAUCUAUACAGUACGACCGAACAGCACAUGCAGUAACAGGAUUAACGGUGGCGGUACACUGUUUGGUCGUAUGGUACGUAGUCGUAAAACGUCGGAGGAAAGUGGCUCUUACGGUAGUGAUGCCACGGUCGCUAGUGGUUCAAUGACGCCAGUAUCUGCUCAUCGAAUGACUUUCAAAAUGCGACGACCAAAAAGUGCCGGUCAGAUGGUGCAUUUCCCAAGUGAACUGAAUGCUUCGGCUAAUUCCGGAACAACACAGUCGUUCGAUUCACUGCAACAACUGACUGUACCGUGCGGUAAUCAAGACGAUCGACGGCCUAGUAAUGUCUACAUUGACGAAGACAGUGCACACGAAUUUGACUAUGAAGAGGGUGAAAUAAAAAGCGAAAAGCAAAAAGCACAAAAAAAAGACGUGUUUGUUGUCACUGAUAUCGUUAUUGCCUUACCGAUGGACAGAUUGAUAGUUAUAUCUGUUAGCUGUUAG